Messenger RNA from Zea mays, 6951 nucleotides. RefSeq lists its product as uncharacterized. Bases 4266 to 6353 code for a protein of 695 amino acids. NCBI's taxonomy places the organism in Eukaryota, Viridiplantae, Streptophyta, Magnoliopsida, Poales, Poaceae. The record is from RefSeq and is a predicted model, not a curated record. The transcript is spliced from 16 exons.
CUCCAGAGAACCAUCGGCAUGAAACUUAUGUUUGAAUACUCACUUGCCAAUAACGACGUUGCACUUCGGGGUCUAAGGAACCAAAUUCCAAAUGUUGUUGCCAAUGAGAGCAAUGUACUCUUGUUCCAUAGCAGUAGGCCAAUUUGGAUCGGCGAGAGUUGCACGGUAGCUGCGGGGAAUAGGAUACAAUGCUGAAGCUUCAAACAGGGCUAGGAACCGAAGGCCGCGCUUGCCGCGGGUGACCAUUCCAUGCUGAUUGACCACAGGCUAAACACCGAUUGCCCAGGUGGUAAUUCUGGGAUUAGCUGUGUCGGUGCAGAAACUGCAGGAGCGGCCGGGGGACGACGAACGUAGACCUGACCGCAGAAAUGACCUGUGUUUGCGGCAUGUCCGGAACCAGAGGCAGGGGCCUCGACGACCCGGGGUGGUAUGGCGUCGGGUGCUCCAGGAAGCCCGAGACUGGAGGCAAAGCCAUCGACAGUCCGGAAACUCGCGGUGUCGUGGGCGACAGAGGCCUCGGGACUAGAGCCAGCAACUUUGAUAGGCCGUCGAAGAGCGGUGUCGCUGGCAGUGGUAUGUUCAGGAUUGGAGGCAGGAGCCUCGACAGCCCGAGCCCGAGCGAGGGUGGCAGGUACCUGGGGGCUGGUUGGUAGAGGGCACCCUGCUGGCAGGGAGUGCUUAGCGGGGAGCCUGACCAGGGCCAGUGGAGCAGCAGGACUGGAGCCGGCAAUGUUACCUGAAAAAAUGGAAACAUGUGACAGUCCAAAUGGAACUGUGACUGAGUUAGUUGUAUCGUCCAAGAAAUCAAAUGCUGCACACGAGGGUGGAGAGGAAUCCUCGGAGAAGGGACAUGAGGUUUCAUCGAAGACCACGUGGCGCGAGAUGAUGAUGUGGUUGGAUGGACGAUUGAGACAAAGGUAGCCCUUGUGAUGAGGGGAGUAGCCAAGGAAGACACAAAGGGCAGAGCGUGGGGCAAGUUUAUGGGGGGCUGUGGUGGAGAGAUUGGGGUAGCAUGCACAACCGAAAACGCGAAGAUGCUCAUAUGACGGUGGCUGGCCGAAAGGACAAGAUGAGGUGUUGUAAAAGCUAAGGUUUUGAUUGGCAAAAUGUUUAACAGGUAAGUGGCUGUCCCAAGAGUCGUGGCCCAGAAGCGAGGAGGGAGAUAAGCCUGAAACAAAAGGGAGCGAAUGGCAUUGUUUAUGGAGCGAAGAAUGCGUUCGACUUUAUCAUUUUGGGCGAAGGUGUGAAGGCAAGACAUGCGAAGGUGAACGCCGUGCGAAGAAAAGAACUUGCAGGCGCUGAGGUUGUCAAACUCACGGCCGUUGUCGCAUUGAAUGCCCUAAAUGGUGACGCCAAACUGAGUAUGAACAUAUGCAAAGAAGUUAGUGAGGGUGGAGAAGGUGUCAGAUCUCAGGCGCAAGGGGAACGUCCAUAAGUAAUGCGAGCAAUUGUCCAGAAUGACUAGGUAAUAUUUGUGACCAGAAACACUAGUGACAGGUGAAGUCCAAAGGUCGCAAUGAGUUAACUGUAAAUUACGAGUAGCACGAGAAGAAGAUGCAUGAAAGGUAGGCGAACGUGUUGGCCUAGCUGACAGGCGUGACAAAUAGGAGUGCUACUGUUUUUAUUACAUGAAAUAGCGGAGGACUGAGCUAGAUGGGACAAAAUGUUGUGUUCGGGAUGUCCGAGUCGCUGGUGCCAAAGGGACCCCGGUGGACGCAUGGAGAGCAGAAUCAGGAAGUCAUAGCGGGUAGAGAGGACCAGAGCUGUCACAUCUGAUGAUCUCUCGUCGAGUGGGUAGAUCCUUCAUAGAACAACCAAAGGGGUCAAACUCGACGAAACAAUUGUUGUCAGUGGUGAACUGACGGACAUAAAUCAAAUCUUUAAUAAGGGAAGGCAAAACGAGGACAUUAUUAAGAGGUAAAUUAUGGGAUAGAUGAGUGGUGCCAGUGGAGGUGACAGGGAUGAGAUUCCCGUUACCGACAACAAUGUGGGAUGGUGAAUGCCGUGAAGGAAGAGUGCGAGAGAGUAUACCAGCAUUAGAUGUCAUGUGACUGGAGGCACCGGUGUCAAAAGCCACUUGUACUGAGGCGGCGGCUAGAGAGCGACGGUCUGAAAGUUUGCUGCAAGAGUCUGUUGAUCCUAGACCGGAACCGGCGAGGAUGGGCCGACAUAAUUUGGAGUAGGGAUGAAAACGGUCGGAAACGGUCGGUAAACACUAAAACCAUUACCGUUUUCAUAUUUUUUAUCGGAAACAAAAUCGGAAACGAUAACUCCGGAAACGGAAACGAUAUCGGUAUUUUGGAAACAUCGGAAAUGAAAGUUCGGUGCGGAAAAUACACCGGUAACGGUCGAAAUCUAAAAUACGAUCGGUAAACGUAUCAAACUUCACAAUAAAACAAAAUUGACAAAAGAUCACAAAUACCACAAGUUCACAAUUCAUGAUAUAACAAGUUCACAAUAUAACAAGUUCACAAGGAUCACAAAUUUAUAAUAUAAAAAGUUUACAAAGAUCACAAGCUCACAAUAUAACAAGUUCAUAAAGAUCACAAGUUCACAGACUUAAAGUUCACAAUUCACAAUAUCCACUCGAUUUAGUUGACAUGGCAUGCUUACUCAUGAAAUAUUUUUUCCUCACAUAAAGGGUUUUUUUCAUAGCCUCACAGGAAAACCCUAAAAUCUAGUGUGUGAAAAAGACAGACUGUCGGCUCUCUAUCAUUAUAUAUUACUAAUACAUAACAUGUGCAUAGAAAAUGAUGGAUUCGUUCGAGAGACCAAAUCGUUAAUCUCAAUUGCCUUCCAACACCAUCUAACCCCAAAAAAAUCUUAAAGCGUCCAAAAAAUACAAAAAUAAGCAAUCCUUAUCCAGAAAUGUACAGGCGAUGCGAAAAAAUCACAUGCUGGAAAAUUCCGAAAAAAUUCCGAGACAAUUCCGGAAAUUUCCGAGACACAAAUCCGGUAAUUUCUGACAAAAACCGGUAACCGAUGGAAACGGUCGGUAAAACACCACGCCGAUUCCGAUACCGAUUCCGAUAGAAAAUUCCGAAAACCGAUUCCGUUUCCGAAAAAUACCGUUACCAGUGAAUCCGAUCGAAAAUUUUCGAAAUCGGUUUCCGGAAUUCCAAAAAAUUCCGAAACCGUUUUCAUCCCUAAUUUGGAGAGGACCCAUAAGACGCAGGUGGGACACCCCACUGAUCGGCCCACUGGCCGGGAGGUCCAGCCAGGAAGGCAUGGGACGACUGGACUGGACCAGCGGGAGGCCGAGGUGUGGACGGGGGACGCUGGCCUAGCCACAUGUAAAUGGCUCCCGUCUAGGAAUUGUAGCUGCUGUAGCUGGUGGACUGGCCCAUGGAAGGAGAGCCAGACAUGCCACCACCGCUGUAGCUGCAGCGACCGUUACCACCGCUAUUGUUCUUGCCGCCGCGCUCCCCCCUCUUCCCCCUCUGUCCUGAACCCCUGCCAUAGCCACCUGGAGAUAAUCCUGCAGCCUGAUCUCCUCCCCUGAUAUCUCUCUAGACCUCCUAUAGAUGGCUGGCCGGCUUAAUGCCAUGGCGCAUGCCAUAAAUGACACAGGCAGCUGUCUAAUAAAUGCAAUGCCACCUUUAUAUUGUUUGUAAUCAUGGAUAUUUCUUUUCUUUCUUAAACCUGUUGGAGAGCUCCAUGUCAUUGUAUUAAGGAGUAAAAUGGUUCAAGUAAAAUGAACAAAUUCACAAAGAAAAAUGAACACCCUAGCAGAUUCUGUUUGGACAGGCAUACAUGCCAUGAAGAGAAGUGAAAACGAUCUGAACUGAAAGACCCAACCUACAACCAUAGAGCCCUCAACUAUUUUGCUCCUGCUCGACACCAAACCUGGGCAUUGCUGGAGAUGUCCUACCCAAAACACAAGCAGAAGUUAUGUGCCAUAACGAUUUGAUUAGCAAGAUAUUCUAAUGUGUGGGAAAUAGUAAUUAUCUUGUAUAACCACAAUGUAAGAGGUUCUUUCACAAUUACCUCUGCUAUAAAGGCAGAACAAGAUUCACUUAUAAAUUAAUGGAUUAUACAUUUAUACUAAAGACCACAACAAGUGCCGACCAACUUCUGUGUGCUGAGACCAUGGUCCCGUCUCAACUGAGCAAGGGGAGGUGCCUCAUAAGACGAAUGGGACCAAUGGACCAUGCCAAUGCAUUACUGCAUCCUUUGACAACAAAUGUGUAGGGUUGGGGAGUGCUGUAUGACAGGUCAUUCCAGCACUCGAUUCAACAACACCGAUUUUUGCAUCAUCUUUCACCAUGGAGCUAAUAAAGAAGCGUUUGAAGGAGUUUGGGAUCUUCCUCUCAUCCAGGCUUAAGGUUUUAAGAAUUAAAAAGAGAUUUCAGGCUGGACCUUUUGAAGUUGAACCCAUCCGUGUAACUCAUUCAAUUCCUGACUGUUGUGGCUUAGUGCUUCGCUGUGGUGAUGGGAUAAUUUUCCAUACUGGUGACUGGAAAAUUGAUGAAUCACCAGUGGAUGGAAAAAAAUUUGACCGACAAGCAUUGGAGGAGCUCUCCAAAGAAGGUGUUACUCUUAUGAUGAGUGACUCAACAAAUGUUCUUUCCCCUGGAAGAUCAAUCAGCGAAUCUGUUGUUGCUGGUUCAUUGCUGCGACAUAUUUCGGAAGCAAAAGGAAGAGUAAUUACGACACAAUUUGCUUCAAACAUACAUCGAAUUGGGAGCAUCAAAGCUGCUGCAGAUUUAACUGGUCGAAAAAUGGUGUUUGUUGGAAUGUCACUCAGGACAUACCUUGAAGCUGCUUUCAAGGAUGGAAAGGCACCACUGGAUCCAUCAACCUUGGUCAAGGUAGAGGACAUGGAUGCAUAUGCGCCUAAAGAUCUUCUGGUGGUCACUACAGGUUCACAAGGAGAGCCACGUGCAGCUCUGAAUCUUGCUUCUUAUGGGGGAAGUCAUGCUCUUAAACUAUCGAAAGAGGAUGUCCUUCUUUAUUCAGCUAAGGUCAUUCCUGGAAAUGAGACACGGGUAAUGAAGAUGAUGAAUCGUCUCACUGAUCUUGGCCCCAAAAUUAUCAUGGGUAAAGAUUCUGGCCUCCAUACCUCUGGACAUGCCUACCGAGAGGAGCUGGAGGAAGUUCUUCGGAUUGUUAAACCACAACAUUUCUUGCCUGUUCAUGGAGAACUCCUAUUUCUCAAAGAACAUGAAUUACUUGGAAGAUCAACUGGCAUAAGGCACACAACUGUAAUAAAAAAUGGAGAGAUGCUUGGUGUGUCACAUCUAAGAAACAGAAGAGUUUUGUCCAAUGGGUUUGUUUCAUUAGGGAAGGAGGAUCUUCAGCUCAUGUAUAGUGAUGGUGAUAAGGCUUUUGGUACAUCCACUGAUCUCUGCGUUGAUGAGAGACUAAGAAUUGCAUCUGAUGGCAUUAUUUUUGUAAGUAUGGAGAUCUUCCGACCUCAGAAGGAACAUGGGUUAGCGCAGUCAGGUUUGAAAGGAAAAUUUAAGAUUACCACAAGAUGUCUAUGGCUUGAUAAUGGAAGAUUAUUGGACGCGCUCUACAAAGCAGCUCAUGCUGCAUUGUCAAGCUGUCCUGUGAAUUGUCCACAUAGUCACAUGGAGAGGAUGGUAGCUGAAAUCUUGAGGAAAAUGGUACGGAAGUAUAGUGGAAAGAGGCCUGACGUCAUUGCUGUUGCUACAGAGAACACCACAGCAGGUUUCUCAGAACACCUCGACACUAAAGCAUCUGGAAAUUUUGGACCGUCCUCAGCUACUAGCCACCUGAGCAGGAGUCCAGCUACGAGUCUUGAAGGCAGUUAUAAAACACACCCAGACAACCCAGAGGUGGAUGCUGAAGAAAUCCUUCCCGAGACUGUGAGAACAACACCCGACGAUGCAACCACAAGCUCCAAUGGCGAAGCAUUAUUCUCUUCAGAUUUACAUCAGCCUAAAACAUUGGAGCACUUUUGGGAGUCAUUCAAAUCCCCUACAGCUGUCAAAAUUGCACGGAUCGUCAAUGGGGGGGACAAACAAAAUUUCGGCAAGAUUGGCAUAAUGGGUCAGGACUCAUUAAUCCAGUCAGCUCCUGCUCCAGUUAAAUCCUCAAAACGGAACAAGUGGAAACCUGAGGAAAUUAAGAGCUUAAUACAGAUGCGUGGCGAAAUGAAUGAGAAAUUUCAGAGCGUGAAAGGAAGAAUGGUACUGUGGAAGGAGAUUUCUGAUACCAUGUUGAACCAAGGAGUAAGUCGUACUCCGGCACAGUGCAAAUCUCUAUGGACAUCGCUAGUUCAGAAAUAUGAGGAAAGCAAGGAUACGGAAAGCAUGAAGACUUGGCCGUAUUUCUCGGCCAUGGAUAAGAUUCUAUCGCAGCAAGGGGAGAUGGCAACCAAAGGAUAGAAAAAGGCUUGUAGCUUAGUGGUAGAAAUUUAGAAUAUUGAUUGGUAUGUUGCAGCAGAGCCCAGUCAGUCUAGUAAUAUAAAGAUGAAAUGUCUGUCUACAGUGCCUGGUGAUCUAUUGGGAUCGGAUUCUUUUGUUUUGUGUAAGACAUGCAGUAGCACAAGAUCGAGAUGCAUCGACUGGCUUGAAAUUAAGGUAGUGUUUGGUUACUAGGGACUAAUUUUUAGUCCCUCCAUUUUAUUCCACUUUAGUCUAUAAAUUGCAAAAUAUGGAAACUAUAACUCUAUUUUAGUUUCCAUAUUUGACAAUUUAGUGACUAAAGUGGAAUAAAUUGGAGAGACUAAAAAUUAGUCUCUAAAACCAAACACCCCAUAAGCUUCAGGGCCCGUGGACUCAGAGCGGGGUAGCCAGGAGCGCUCUAUUCUUAGCAACAGGCAGACAUGUGUGGUUUUAUCUGCCAGAUAACGUUUGUAACUCCUAUAAUGUAAUAGGCUACACGGUAGGCGAACGGCGAACCCCUAAAAGACAACUGAUGUAUCAUAUGUUUUGAGGAGUUAUGUAAUCGCCUGCACGGCAUAUACGUGUACUUUUCUUCAAA